ACUUUUUUUACUUUCUCUCUCAUUCUCAAAUCUCACCACAUGUCAUGUUUUUUUGUCUUUGAUAUUGUCUCUUUUCUUGUUAUUUUUAUUAAAGAACCAUCAUCACACUAAAGCUGGAUUAGAUAGAGCUCCAAUGGGGUGUGCACCCAGUAAAUCUUCAACUAAUUCCCCCUCUAAUCAAUUAAACAACCUCAAAAUGGCAAAUGGGUACGUCUCAAAUGGAGAACUUGUUGGUCAUAGAAGAUCCACAGGCCAGAGGUUGAAUAAAUCAGACCCACCUCCCAAUAACUUCAGUGGUGGCGGAGACAGGAAGUUGAGUGAUCAAACUGCAGAUAAAGAUGGCAUAUUUGGCGGCGGACGCGGCGGAAGGGGAAGAACUUUACUUGUUGAUGAAAGUGAUGAGGUGGUUGAUGGGUGGCCUAAGUGGCUUACUGAUAAUGUUCCAAGAGAAGUAUUGGCUGGUGUCAUUCAAAAAAGUGCAGAGAAUUACGAUAAGAUUGAUAAAGUAGGUCAGGGUACAUAUAGCAAUGUGUAUAAAGCUAGAGAUAGAGACACAGGAAAAGUUGUUGCUUUGAAGAAGGUUAAAUUUGACACUUCAGAACCUGAAAGUGUCAAAUUUAUGGCCCGAGAGAUAAUGAUGUUACAGAAGCUGGAUCAUCCAAAUGUGGUCAAGCUUGAAGGAAUAGCCACGUCCAGAAUGCAGUACAGUUUGUAUCUUGUUUUCGAGUUUAUGCAGUCCGAUUUGGCAACCAUCAUUACCCGUCCUGAAGGAAGCCUAACGGAACCACAGGUCAAGUUGUACAUGCAGCAGCUGCUUUCAGGACUGCAUCAUUGCCACGAAAGGGGAAUUCUGCAUAGAGAUAUAAAAGGGUCUAAUUUGUUAAUUGAUAAAAAUGGAAUGUUAAAGAUUGCUGAUUUUGGGCUUGCAAAUUGUUACUCUUCGGAUCAUAAUAAGCGUCCUCUUACAAGCCGAGUUGUCACACUGUGGUAUAGAGCUCCUGAGCUGUUGCUGGGUUCUACAGAUUAUGGAGUAGGUAUUGAUCUUUGGAGUGUUGGAUGCCUCUUGGCUGAGAUGUUUGCUGGCAGGCCGAUCAUGCCUGGACGAACUGAGGUUGAGCAGUUACACAGGAUUUUCAAGCUAUGUGGUACACCAUCUGAAAACUAUUGGAAAAAGCUGAGACUGUCUACAACUUUCCGACCACCAAAAUCUUACAAGCCGAGUCUUUUUGAAGCUUUUGGAGAGUUCCCUGAAUCAUCAUUAGGUCUACUGAGCACUCUUCUCGCUCUAGAUCCUGCAUACCGCGGUUCUGCAGCUUCAGCUCUGCAGAACGAUUUCUUUUGUACAAACCCUUUAGCAUGCGAUCUAUCAGGCCUGCCUGUAUUUUGGCGAGAGGAAGAUGAACUUGCUCAAGCUAAUGAGCUGAAAAAAUUGAGGAAUUCUAAAAUGAAACGAAGGUCUCGAACAUAUCGCGAGCAAAGAAGAAAUGAUUUUAUACCUGAAAGACCAAAAGAAAAUUCUACACUUCCUAAACAAGAUCCUGCACAUUCUAUAGAGGAGGCAGAGAGUUCAGCUUUCUUGAUGUCUCCACAAAAUUCAAGUUCUAAUAAGCAGAAGGUGAACUCAAGAACACAAGGGCUGCCUCCAUUACCAGCAGCAUAUAAAUUGAGCAAUUAUAAUGAGGGCAAAUACAGGUUAAAUCAAGUGAAUAGAUCUGCUUCCACUAGAGAAUUCAGAAAAUUAAACCAAAGAAAACAUAUAGAAAUCUUUGCCGUGGAUAACUAAUUCAUGGUUUGUUAUCAUUUAAUUAUUUUCAGUUUUGUUUUCUCCUAUUGUUAACACUCGAGAAAAUUAAUAAAUAUAGUAUAUCAUUGCAUCAA
Mercurialis annua (annual mercury) is the source of this 1878-nucleotide messenger RNA. RefSeq names its product probable serine/threonine-protein kinase At1g54610. The coding region runs from base 134 to 1783 and encodes 549 amino acids. Gene Ontology annotation, cellular component: nucleus; cyclin-dependent protein kinase holoenzyme complex. The record is from RefSeq and is a predicted model, not a curated record. Gene Ontology annotation, molecular function: RNA polymerase II CTD heptapeptide repeat kinase activity; cyclin-dependent protein serine/threonine kinase activity; ATP binding. Lineage: Eukaryota; Viridiplantae; Streptophyta; Magnoliopsida; Malpighiales; Euphorbiaceae. Gene Ontology annotation, biological process: positive regulation of transcription elongation by RNA polymerase II; protein phosphorylation. The transcript is spliced from 6 exons.